Messenger RNA from Babjeviella inositovora NRRL Y-12698, 440 nucleotides. RefSeq lists its product as uncharacterized. The transcript has a single exon. Bases 17 to 211 code for a protein of 64 amino acids. NCBI's taxonomy places the organism in Eukaryota, Fungi, Ascomycota, Pichiomycetes, Serinales. The record is from RefSeq and is a predicted model, not a curated record.
AUAUACCAAUUACAAUAUGUCCGGUCGUCAAGGUGGUAAAGCUAAGCCGUUAAAGGCUCCAAAGAAGAAGGCACAAGAAUUCGGUGACGAAGACUUAGCCUUCAAGGCCAAGCAGAAGGCCGACGCCCAAGCCAAGAAGGAAAUGGCUGAAAAGGCCAAGAAGGGUGGCCCAAUGGGUGGCAGUGGUAUCAAGAAGUCUGGUAAGAAAUAAAGGCUGUCGUUCUUGUUGUGUCGGCUAGAGGGCUAGCACAGCCCAGACGUUACAACGGUUUCGCCAUGUAUACACAUUAAUGAAAAAAAAGCUCUGCUUCGGGGUUUGAAAGAGUCAUACCGUAGGAUCAGUAGAAGUGGGCGCUGUUUGUCGGUCGAUGGUCGAGGCUUACACCAAAUAUAGCGAUUAGCAUAAGUUCAGCGCUUGGAGAUCUGAAUAACAGCUAGGG